Messenger RNA from Bactrocera tryoni, 899 nucleotides. RefSeq names its product seminal metalloprotease 1-like. The transcript has 2 exons. Gene Ontology annotation, biological process: proteolysis. Gene Ontology annotation, molecular function: metalloendopeptidase activity; zinc ion binding. The record is from RefSeq and is a predicted model, not a curated record. Bases 46 to 843 code for a protein of 265 amino acids. NCBI's taxonomy places the organism in Eukaryota, Metazoa, Arthropoda, Insecta, Diptera, Tephritidae.
ACAAACGCAUUGCAAGUGUUAAAAUUUAGCAAAUCAUUUGAAAUCAUGACGGUGGGACUUGUAAGACUUCUUAUUUGGUCAAUAUUUGGUGUUCUGCUCAGCGCAAACCUCGCUUGUGGCAAGCCCGUAUCAACAUUGCUGGACGCUGAAGAGAUAGCGGGCAUGUUUGAAGGCGAUAUGAUCUUAACUGCGGAUCAAGAACGUUUGCUACGAAGUCCGCUGCAAGGCCGAAAUGGUUUGGUUGACGAGACCAAGCGGUGGCCGAAUCGUAUUGUCUAUUACAAAAUUGUCGGCGAUUUUGACUUAAUUCAUCGCCAAGCCAUUUCAGACGCCAUAGAGGUUUUGGAAGAGCGUACCUGCUUAAAAUUCCAUGAAGCCAGCGAAACCUCCAAGCAAUACGUGGCAAUUUCUUCCAUGGCGGGUGGAUGCUACACCGCUGUUGGCUAUCAGGCCAAAGUGCAGACAAUGAACUUGGAGAAUUAUCCAAUUGGUGAGGGCUGCUUCCGAGCGGGCACCAUAUUGCACGAGUUCAUGCACGCGCUCGGCUUUUAUCAUCAGCAAAGUGAUAGCAAUCGUGAUAAGUACAUAGACGUUGUCUACGACAAUAUUGUGCCGGGUAAAGAGCCAAACUUUGAAAAAUACGACGCGUCAGUUGUGACCGAUUUCGAUGUGGGUUACGACUAUGAUAGCUGUCUACAUUAUAGACCCGGCGCAUUUUCGAAGAAUGGUAAAGAUACGAUAGUGCCGUUGGACGCGACCGCGGUUAUCGGUCAGCGAGAACAUUUGAGUAAAAAGGAUAUAAACAAAAUUAAUAUCAUGUACAAGUGUCCCAUACUGACCUAAAAGUGCAUUACUCCAAUAACAGAUCAAAGAGACAUAUAUUAUAAGUGAUACAACUA